Cryptosporidium muris RN66 is the source of this 1653-nucleotide messenger RNA. RefSeq lists its product as uncharacterized. The transcript has a single exon. Lineage: Eukaryota; Apicomplexa; Conoidasida; Eucoccidiorida; Cryptosporidiidae. The record is from RefSeq and is a predicted model, not a curated record. Bases 1 to 1653 code for a protein of 550 amino acids.
AUGACUAAUUCACAACUUCAAAGUCCGGUAUCUCUUAAUCUAAAAACAGGAUUUGGUACGGAAGUAAAGAUUAAGGAUAAAGUGCCAUAUUAUGAAGAAGAGGAUAAGACCCCUGUGAAGAAAUACUCUCCUGUACAUAGAACAACAGGAGCUCCACUUUAUAGGACAGCAAUGUAUAAUAGUGACAAAAUUAAUAUAGCUAAUUCAUUGUUAUUGCCAUCUAUACGUAGUAAAUCUUUUAAUUGCAAUGACGAUUGGAAUAUUCCAAGCAAACCAUUAUCUCCAGCAUCUACAAUGACACCUUUGACCCCAAAUUAUAUGACAUCAAGUCCUCUGAAAAUUGAGUCCCCAAAUUCAAUUUCCUCAGUCUGUUGUUUGACACCAUGUAUGUCACCUAAUAUGAAGAUAUCUCCUAAUCGCUUUGCAGAUUUAUAUAGAAAUAGAUCUUGGGUACUGGGUGAGAAUGAAAGUAUUAAUGUUGAAGUUAAUAAUAAUGAGGAAUUAGAUUUGUGGAGACACAAACAAAAGCCAGGAAAUAAAGUGGAAUUGUUGAAAAAAGGGUUGAACUCCGAGGUAAAAGCAAAGCCAAUGAAAGUGGUAAAUACAACAGCAGUCAAUACGAUAAAACCAAUAAAAUGGAAAAUCAAUUCUUUUGAUUCUGGCACUAAGCCCUCAAGUCCAAAAAGUUGCCCUAACUUAUUGGUUGAUUGUUGGAAUACAAGUCCAAAAUAUACUCCAACUGAACAAAUAAAGGCACCAGUAAAAGAAUUCAAAGAUACUCAAUGCAAUCUAUUCAAAGAGCCUUUAAAAACAAUUAGAAGUCCUUGUAAGAAUAUCAAGGGAGCUAUUGAAUCUAUUGAAUACACUGGGAAAUUUUUAGCUAGUACCUGUAUGUAUAUUGCUAAUCUUUUUGACUUUGACUCCAAGGAUAUUCAGGGGAGUCUACAGGACUAUGAUCAUUUUUCUUUAUGUGACCUUCCAGCAUUUCCUGUUGUAUCUGUAGAAAUACCUACUAAUACUGUAAUAUUACAAUGUAUGGAGUGUGAUAUGCUCUUUUAUUCUGAACUUCCAUUAACUAAACAACAAUUGAGCUCAAUAGGUAUAUUAGAACCAGAUCCAAUUCCAUUAGGUAAUUUAGGCCCAUUUGUCCCAAAUGAUGAAAUCUUCAAUAGGGACUCACCUUUUUAUUGCUGGGGCAAUAUGCAACCUAGAGAAUUAUCCCCAAAUCAAAUUGAAUACCUGAAAAGCGUAGAUCUAAGGACAGUAAAGAGAUUAUCAAUUCAAGAUAUAGUGGAUUUAUAUUAUUAUAGGUACAGAAGAGAUCGAAGAUUUGAAAAAGAUUUCCUAUCCUCUGUAAUGGUAGAUGAUCGCCUACAUCUCUAUAAAUUUUAUAGAGAAACUUUACAUGCUGCAAAUAAUGGCAACAAGACUCCACUUCCAGAUGUUGGGGAUUUCCUAAUGCCUUCACCUUGGGAUCCAAUUAGAACCUCUAAAUCUCGUAAACCUAAAGCUCCAAAUAAAGACUUUGAACUUGACUCUAAUGGCUUUGUAAUACUACCUCAACUUCCUAAAAUAAAAUAUAAUAUACGUGAUAAAAUAUUUACCCCCGAUAUAUCACCUUCUGUCCCAUUUAUUUUAGAUAGAGUGAAAUAA